AUUCCCCUCUCCAUACGCCUGUCUCUGUUUCUCUUUCUCCAAUGUUUUCAAACCGAUGAGCAUGCUGUGUGGCUCCUAGCCUCCUACUCAUCACUGCAACUGUAACAGUAACAGCAGAGAUAUCGCCACUCAAGAGGAGUGCGAUCGCAGACAUCUACACACACAGUCACACACACACCAACGUUGGAUGAACAUCGGCUUAUUCUUCUCAAACGUACGCUGGGGAGGUAGAGAGAGAGAGUGUCCACCUGCGCUAAGAGAACUCCAGCAACCACCAGUGAUCUUAGAGGAGUCAUUGGAUUACUGAAGCUUGACUGACCAUUCUAACAAAACCAAAAGGCAAAGCAACAAACCAUGAAGACCAGACUAGCCUGCCUGUCCAAUAAGUCUGACUCCUACACCGACUUCACUGAGUUCCUGCCCCCUGCCCAAGACAGGACCACCAGAUGCCUAAAGCUGACAAAAGACGAGGUCAUUCGAUGGGCAGAUUCCUUCGAUGUUCUUCUAUCGCACAAGUAUGGCCUGGCUGCCUUCCGGGCUUUUCUCAAGACGGAGUUCAGCGACGAGAACAUUGAGUUCUGGAUGGCCUGCGAGGAAUAUAAAAAAAUCAAGACUCCCGCUAAACUGGUGACCAAAGCCAACAAGAUCUACAAUGAGUUUAUCGAUGUCAAGGCUCCCAGAGAGGUAAACAUAGACUUCCGUACACGGGAGGUGACGAGACAGAGCCUUGAGGAGCCCACUCCUUCCAGUCUGAACGAGGUCCAGGCCAGGGUCCACAGCCUCAUGGAGAAAGACUCUUACCCACGCUUCCUCCGCUCCAAGAUCUACCAGGACUUACUCAAAACGCAGUACACACCCUGCCAACGGAACUCUGUCUGAAGAACACACACGUGCAGCCGCAGAUACAUAUACGCACACUUAAGUGAUAAUGCCGCGAAGCCAGUGUUUGGAGGAUAUAUUGGCAUGGGUGUUGCUAGGCCAGGGACAAAGUCGAGGGUCGGCAAACCGUGCCAAUAUAUCCCCUAACAUCAGCUUCUUGGGCAUCAUCACUUUUAUACAACGGGUUAGCAACAUAUUCAAAUAAUGAUUGACGUAUUUUCAUUAAAAACAUUCAUUUGAUAAAUGUAUUCAUACUAUUUCAUCCUUCCACAAUAUAUUGUUCCAAAUCUAGGGUUGCUACCCAAGCUGGCGGGUUGUUCAUUCUAUUGGUUCGGUUUGCUAGAGAUGCGACCCAGUCAUUCCGAUUUUUUGUUCUUUAUCUAUGGAGGCGACACAGUCGUUCCUUCUAAAUAUUCCAUUGCCAUACUUGCUAGCAACAUUCUUAUCCCUUGCUUGCUAGCUAGCAAACUACGGCUAACUUACAGUCACAUCAAAAAGUGCAGCCAGAUCAACAGCAAGCAUUUGCAUUUGUUUAAGCUGUUUUCUAGUGACAUUUAUUUGGAUACAUCCAUAACAAUGAGCUAGUGAGGCGCAAUUUCGCCUGGCAUAUAACAUCUGCUCACUCGUCAGGAUACAGUCGUUGAGAGGAGUUAGCCAACAACACAGCUAAUGCAAUCACUUCAAACUGAAGCUGGAAAGAAUGCAAACUAGCUGCACUUCAUUUCAUGUUACCUUGUUUAAAUUGAUAUUUCUUUGUAUAUAUCCAUAAAAAUUAUGCCAGCUGAUUCAUGAUUUCAACUGGCUGAGAAACGCAGCUUGCCUGUCGGUCUCGUUCCGACUCCCGACACGUUCAUUACUAUGGGACAGCUGGAGAUCGAAAUUGAAUAUUGAAACAAUGUUGUAAAUGUCAGAGAGACAUGCUGCAAGGUUUAUACAGAUCUUCUCUGUUGAAAACAAAAAUGUUAGUCUAAAAUAAAUGUGAGAUAAUAUCUAGAUGCUUUUUAUAGUGGAGAUGAAGUUUAUAAAUUGCAAGGCCUCCCGGGUGGCGCAGUGGUUAAGGGCGCUGUACUGCAGCGCCAGCUGUCGUCCGGGUUAGGGAGGGCUUGGUCGGUAGGGAUGUCCUUGUCUCAUCGCACACCAGAGACUCCUGUGGCGGGACGGGCGCAGUGCGCGCUAAUCAAGUUUGCCAGGUACACGGUGUUUCCUCCAGCACAUUGGUGCAGCUGGCUUCCGGGUUGGAUGUGCGCUGUGUUAAGAAGCAGUGCGGCUGGUUGGGUUGUGUAUCAGAGGACGCAUGUCUUUCAACCUUCAUCUCUCCAGAGCCCGUACGGGAGUUGUAGCGAUGAGACAAGUUAGUAGCUACUACAACAAUUGGAUACCACGAAAUUGGGGAGAAAAGGGGGUAAAAAAAUAAAAGUUUAUAAAUUGCUUGGCUAGGCUGAUGAGACAGUGGAUUGCGCAGUCAGAUUGAACUAAGUAAAUAGGCAUAUUAAGUUCAUAGAUUUAGCCAGUGGUAACUUGUGGAAUAGACACCGGCUGGAUUGCUGUUUUAACCAAUCAGAAUUCAGGAUUAGACCCACCCGUUGUAUAAACACGCACACACACAAACACACACACACACACACACACUUCUUCAGUAGUUAGAAGAACACAAGUAACCAUUAUUCCUCAAGUCCUAACUUGAGAUAUAUGUGCGUAACUCAAUUUCAGUCUCCAAUUGACAUAGUGAAUCAUGUGAAAAUUUAAGUUAAAAGAUUAAGUUUAAGUAUCAACUUAGGAUUCUAACAGAGGGAUUCAUAGAAUUUAGACAUAUCGUGAUAUUGUGUCGAGCUAGUUUGCACUUAGAAAACAAAAUAGCACAAGACCUUGUACUGUGUAUACUUGUAUUAUUCUUAUUAGACAAUGUGUUGUUUUUGUUCAUGUGUAUUUAUCCUCUCAAUAUAUACUCAUUUUGAAGUUGAUAGGUUUCUGGGAAUUUUAUUCAACUUUUGCAGCACGUCAUGUUCUAUAUAUACUGUAAUAUUCUUUCAGAUUAUGAAUAUUUCGAUAAUUAUUCUUAGAAUAUAGAAUAUAGAAUAUAGAGAAUAUUUGAAUAUAGAACAUAGAAUAUAGAGUAUAUUUGAAUUAUUGAUGAUAUACACACUUUAAAAGAUAUGAUUUAAACUUACUGUGGAUCAGUGAAACUGCAUGAGUAAAAUAUAAAAUAUACAUAUUUGCAAUGGUUUGUUCAUAGUGGUGCAUACCUUGAAAGUAUGUCCUCUUGAGUUUUUUUCUAUAAAAAUGAAAUGACCUGUU
Molecule: messenger RNA, 3174 nt
Organism: Oncorhynchus masou masou (cherry salmon)
Lineage: Eukaryota; Metazoa; Chordata; Actinopteri; Salmoniformes; Salmonidae
Product: regulator of G-protein signaling 8-like
Exons: 6
Coding region: 355-879 (174 amino acids)
Source: RefSeq, a predicted model, not a curated record